Molecule: messenger RNA, 2669 nt
Organism: Owenia fusiformis
Lineage: Eukaryota; Metazoa; Annelida; Polychaeta; Sabellida; Oweniidae
Source: the annotation of a GenBank genome assembly
GCCAUCUAUUUCCAUACCGUGCCGUACUUCGUUCAGCACUACAUAAUGGAACUCAACACGUGCAUCAUUCGCUCUACACUUCAUGUUCUAAUCAUUUGCGUUUUAACCUCACAAGGAAUUGCAGACAAUACAACAUCACCAACAAUAACAACAACAAGUGUUGUCAAGGAUGUGCCUGCUGUGGACGAUAGAGAAGUCUUGUUGAUUGGAAAUGUUGUUGUUAAUUACACCGACUGGCUAGAUGACGGGUGCAGAUUUGCACAAAAAGCUGUCGAAGAUGUUAACAGUUACAAGGAAAUGUUUCCAUUGUUUCAGUUGAAAUUAGACCAAUGUGUAUCAGAUGACAACAAUGUUGCUGGAAUUACCAGCAACUUAUUCAACUAUAUCUGCGAAGGGAUAAAUACUCCGUUAAUGUUCCUUCCUUUCACUGGCCAGGAUUCGACAGAACCAUUGUGUGGCAAAUGGGGAUGUAUAACGUUCGGGAUGGGUGAUAGCAUACAGUACGCUGCAAUGAACAAAUACCACUCCAAAGUACAUGCUGCAGCUUCAGACUGCGUCCUUGCCUUCGAUGUAAUCAUAGAACGUUUUAAAUGGGAGAAGAUAGGACUGCUGGUUUUCAAUAUCGAACGGUCGAAAGCGAUGGCUAGUCUGUUGAGACAAGAGCUUGAGGCGCGGGGUGUAGAAGUCGGAGCCGAAGUGAUAUUUAAUGUUGAUGGUUCAUCGCCUGAUGUCAUUUGGGAAUCACUUAAGGACAUUCGGAUCUUUGUUACUUUCGCUCCUCAUCUGGGUGCAAACAUCAAUCCUAGGUUUCCUCUUCAGUAUCUGCUGUGUAAGUUGUACAAGCGUGGAUACUAUGGAAAACACCACGUUAUUCUCUCUUACUUCCCAACCGUUCAAGAACAAUGGAAUACUUUUGACGAGGCAGAUUUCGAAUGUACAAAAUCCCAAAUGUUUGAGGUUCUUGAAGGUGCCUUGGGUUGUUCUCUAUCCGUAUCGACCCUUCUGGGAAAAUACGACAACGAGCGGCACUUCAAAACAAACCAGACAUAUACUGACUUGAAACCUAUUGUCCGUCCAAAAAACACUUUAGAAAUGAGACGCUACUUCCAGCCACUUUUGUAUGAUACCAUUUGGGCAAUCGCACUUGGAAUUAAUGCAACCAUACACGAGUAUGGAGUCAAUGAAGUUAAGAAUUAUAAAUUCAAUGAAAACAGCACCAAACCCUUACUCGAUGCAUUGUAUGGUAAUCUCCUAGAUGUGGACUUUCAAGGAAUAUCGGGUCAUUUCUAUUAUAACAAUACUCGGGGCUUCAGACAAUUCAAGACCUAUAUUGGACUUAUAUCUUCUGAAGGCGAAUUGUCGACAAGCAUUGGUUAUGUCGAAGUAGAUAAGAGAAAGGUAGUGAUAACUCAGCCUGAUGACGUUAUAUGGGAGUCAAAAGGCGGAGCUGCUCCACUCGACCAGGAAAUCAAACAAUAUGAACGCAAGCGUAUUAAUAGCACUGCCAUUAUUGUGCUUUCUGUCAUCGCAGCCAUUGGUAUACUCUUGGCGUCUAUCUACAUCGUAUACGCAAUUUAUCAUCGCAACCAUGUGAUCAUCAAGGACGAAUGGCCGAUAAUGACAUGCGUAAUUAUUGUUGGAUGUAUCAUAUUGGACCUUUACGUUUUGAUUCACAUUGCUGACAUUCAGACCGGAGUUCAUCCAGAGCCCCUACACGGGGAUAUAUGUAUGGCGUCCACGGGACUACUAAUAUUUGGAUUUACCUUCUUCAGUGGAGGAAUGGCGAAAGUGAUACGAGAAACAUGGCUGAUGUUCAUCUUUUUCUGGCUUAUUGUUGCUGAUGUCAUAUUGGUUUCGGUGUGGUUCGUCACGGAUCCAAUGAUUCCAAGAGAAAAGGAAAUUGCCUCGACGUUUGAUGACGACACGGGAGUCAGAACAAUAAUGGUAAUGAUCACUUGUGAAUCAACGUACCAGACAUACUUCCUCAUCGCCACACUGUGUUACAAGGCAAUUGUGUUACUGAUGGGUGGAUUCAUCGUAUGGCCUGCUCUGUUCAUGUCUGUGAAGAAAGGCUUCGUUCAUUUCUCUGAGUUUGUUAUCGCCGUCUUCACGAGUUUGUUGGUCAGCAUUAUUCUUGUUGUUGUAUCGUUUUUGAUCCCAACUGAAACGUAUGCUUUGUUCAUCAUUUAUGGAUGUCUGAUUUUAUUCACAACGAUACUGACUACAUUGCUGAUUUUCAUUCCAAAGGCCACUGUGAUAGCAAGAGGGGGUGACCGACUUUCUCAGAAGUUAUUUUCACCAAUCGGUGCAGCAUUUGGUUUCCUCGAGACGGUUGCUGGAGAAGGGCAGAUGCCAGGAUUGGGUGGUUCUAAGUCGAUGGAAAUGCCAAGUGUUGCUCUUGCUGCUGGGCAGAUCGAAUAAAAUUGAAACAGUAUUUCCUUAUAUACAGGGCUAAUUACAAUCCUUGAUCGGAAUGCAUGGACAUGUUCCUUAUAACGAUGCAGGUGGCUAAGAUAUGUUGGUAGGAGUAUGAUCACAAGAAGACAUAAUAUCGCAUUGAAGGCAAGAAAAUAAGACAAGGCUAAUAAAGACGUUUUAAUGAGACGUAUAUCUUUAGAUGGUGGUGGUACAUAUAUAUCAGGUACAUAUUAAACAGACAAAGCUCAUAA